This is a messenger RNA of Symbiodinium natans, 753 nucleotides long. The record is from the annotation of a GenBank genome assembly. NCBI's taxonomy places the organism in Eukaryota, Dinophyceae, Suessiales, Symbiodiniaceae.
AUGGGGGGCAUGGAGAAGCGCAUCACGGAGAGCAUGGAGACCAAGAUGGCCGCGGUGCACACCCGACUGGACGAUGUACAUGAACAAGCCAAGAAGCAGGGGGACACCCUCGCAAGUUUGGAGGCUAGAGUGCUUCAACUGGAAACUGGGGGGGUCUCGUCGACGACGGCAACUGGCACGGCGAGUACCUCGGGGUUCAACACACGCAGACGAGCCAUCGUGCUGGGAGGCUAUGAUCGGGACACCCCUCGUGAAGCCCUGCUGGCGGAGCUCUCCUCGCAGGUUGCCAAGUUGCAACUCGACUUCGACCCUUCGACAAUGUUUGCCACGGGGAUAAGGAGGGGCACGGCCAUAGUGCCCAUGCAUCCGAAGGAGGGGGAGAACGAGAAGGACACCAACGAGCGUUUCGCAAAAGUAUUGCGGCAGAUUCAGGGAGGAUGGAAACCAUGUCUCUUUUGGGCAGCCUGGAGCAAAACUCAGGAGCAACGACAGCGUUCGGCCUAUGCGGGAAAGGUGAAGCGGCUUUUGCUGACCCUGGACAAGGAGGCCCAGGUGGAGUGCGAAUGGUCGUGUGGGACAGUGUGGUUAGGGGGGACGAGAGUUGCUUCGGCUACAACAGCGGGGCCUUUGGCGAAGGAGACGCACGCCGCGAAGUUCGGCUGGCUGGACAUGCAGAAGAUCGCGGAGAAGCUAGGCAAAGAGAGGAAGGAGAUCGAGGGCCCUUGGGGGGACCUCGAGGCCCAGCUUCGCUGA